UUGGCUUUCAUCUUGUCAAUACCGUCAAUACAUCAAGUUAACAUUUGAUAAGUGACGUGGCGUGCGCCAUGUGGCAUACCGGAUGUUAAAUUAGUUAAAAACAACAUUCGGGCAUUUCUUCAUACAGGGAUGAAUUUUAUAAGGGAAUGAAAAAUGUCUAGUUCUAAAGAUGUUUAAACAUGUGGAGCCAAGUAACCAAUAGUCCCGGAUAUCAAGGUGGCACUGCUCUAUAAAAUGUUUUGAAACAUUGAUGUUUUAUACAAGUGUACAGUACUGGACGCGUAUACAGUUACAAUACAUUACUUUACUCGACCGUUAAAUGAAGUAAAAAAUUUAUUGCAUUAUGAAGUGGCUGUCAUUUAGUUUUAUAUUAUCAAUUGCAUUUUUAAUUUAUAUUAGUUAUUCGAUAUAUAUCUUAUCGUUACUGUUUGUACCUCCACCAUGUGAAGUGGGAAAACCAUGUCUAACAUCUUAUUUAAGUAAAAACCCACAUUUGCAAUUGCACAUUUAUAGUUCUGUAACAGUUCCUCCUUUACGGCAUGAAAGCUACCCCGUUUUUACGAUAUCAAAUUUUGAUUAUCAUCGGAGGCAAGAAAUUUCGAUAACAUUGGACAUUCCACAAAAAACACAGCAAAAUGGCACAUUAUUUCUGUACAUUGUACUUGCACCUAAAUCAACGAAGCUCGACAAAUCAUUCUAUGAUGCACAAAAGAAGCUGACAAUGUCUCAUGCCAUAAUUAAAAUGGUGCAACAUGUAGUACCUGAAGCAUCAGUUUUUCAAUUAUUAGGAACAGAAAAUGAAAAAACUAAAACAAAAAAAGAAAACGUACUUAAACCUAUCGCUCAUUUGAAGAGGAGAGUUACAUUUACCGUAAUGACCGAUGACAUUAAGUUGCCUGCACACAAUUUACCUUUGGAGCUUCGCAAUGACAUAAAGGUGACCCCAGAUGGAUUAUUUUUACCUAUAGUUAAUUACGAUUUCUUGCAAACCAAACUGAGCGAUUUAGAACAAAUAAAACCAGUUAAUCAUCCUAUGAAUGUUACGGUAUUUUAUGCCCCUAUAUCACUAGGCAAGUUAAGAUUAGUAUUACACGUCGAAGCUGCUAUGCAAGAACUCAAGGAGCUUGGGUUUUCUGAAAAAGAUAUCGAUGAGGUUAAAAGAAUCUUUGCCGAAACGAAUUUAUAUUUAUUGGCAGGAACCGUGUUCAUUGCUGCAACGCAUAUACUGUUCGACUUCUUAGCAUUCAAGAAUGACAUUAACUUUUGGAAAAAUAAAAAUAAUUUAGCAGGUCUCAGUGUUCGGACGGUUCUUUGGCGAGCUUUCAGUCAAACGAUAAUCCUUCUUUAUCUCCUCGAUGAAGGAUCAUCGCUUCUUAUUUUAGUACCCUCUGGUAUUGGAACCAUUAUUGAAUUAUGGAAGUCGAAAAAAAUAUUAAGAAUUGAAUUUACGAGAGGAAACGGUGUAUUGCCAAAAAUAAAAAUCUGUAAGCACGAAAGUGAUCCUGCAGAAAGGAAAACCCGCGAAUUUGAUGCAGAAAGUAUGCGCUAUUUGAGCUACGUCUUAUACCCAUUGAUUUCUGGUGGUGCUAUCUAUUCUUUAUUAUAUCAGCCCCAUAAAAGUUGGUGGUCAUGGACAAUAAAUUCGUUGGUGAACGGCGUUUACGCCUUUGGAUUCCUAUUUAUGCUUCCACAAUUGUUUGUAAAUUACAAACUGAAGUCUGUAGCACAUCUUCCAUGGAGAGCCUUUAUGUAUAAAGCAUUUAACACAUUUAUUGAUGAUAUUUUUGCUUUCAUUAUAACGAUGCCAACCGCUCAUAGAGUAGCGUGUUUUCGGGACGAUGCCGUCUUCCUAAUUUACCUCUAUCAAAGAUGGCUUUAUCCGGUAGACAAGACCCGAAUAGAUACGGCAUGUAUAGAAGAAGAUGUUCCUGACAGGUCGUCUGACAAGAAAAAGAAUUAGUACAACGAAUGUGUUUUGCACCCAGUGGGCCUUUGAAGUUACGCGGGAUUGAUUGGGCAGUAAUUAAUGGUUAAAAAAAGAAAUACAUUUUGUUCUCUAGCUCUCGUUCUCACAAUGGUGCAAUACUUAACAAUAAAUGGAGAUAGUGAAUACUUUCUUCGUUUACAUUUAUAUCCGUAUUUUACGUAAAAUGUACACACAUUAAAUACAAAGAUCACGAUAACGGUGUUGUACGUAA
Molecule: messenger RNA, 2198 nt
Organism: Orussus abietinus
Lineage: Eukaryota; Metazoa; Arthropoda; Insecta; Hymenoptera; Orussidae
Product: cleft lip and palate transmembrane protein 1-like protein
Exons: 8
Coding region: 344-1960 (538 amino acids)
Cellular component (GO): endomembrane system; membrane
Source: RefSeq, a predicted model, not a curated record